Molecule: messenger RNA, 930 nt
Organism: Dovyalis caffra
Lineage: Eukaryota; Viridiplantae; Streptophyta; Magnoliopsida; Malpighiales; Salicaceae
Source: the annotation of a GenBank genome assembly
AUGGCUCCUUCUCUUAAUGUACGUCAGGAUAUAGUACUUGCAGAGGCACCCAAGCUUGGAAAGGAAGCAGCCAUGAAAGCUAUCCAAGAAUGGGGGCAGCAUAUCUCAAAGAUCACACACCUAGUAUUUUGCGCAACUUCAGGUGUACACAUGCCUGGUGCAGACUAUCAACUAGCCAAGCUGCUCGGCCUCUCAUCAUCUGUCAAAAGGCUGAUGCUGCAUCAACUAGGCUGCUACGGGGGCGGGCCUGUUCUCCGAGUUGCCAAGGAUCUCGCCGAAAACAAUGCCGGUGCUCGAGUUCUUGUCGUGUGCUCUGAAAUUACAGCGAUGACUUUUCAUGCUCCAAAUGAAGCUCAGUUGGAGUGCCUCGUCGGGCAAGCACUUUUCGGUGAUGGAGCAGGAGCAGCAAUCGUAGGCUCAGAUCCUGAUUCGUUAAUAGAAAAGCCAAUAUUUCAACUUGUUUCUGCAGCACAGAUUACGAUUCCCGACUCGGAGCAUGCAGUCGAAGGGCAUUUACGCGAAAUGGGGCUAUUGAUCCAUUUAUCACAGGAUGUGCCUGAACUGAUAUCUGAUAACAUUGAGGUGGCUCUACAGGAAGUUUUUACCCCAACUGGCGGUGGUUCAAGUGAUUGGAACUCGCUAUUUUGGGCUGUACAUCCAGGUGGGCGGGCAAUUCUUGAUGGGAUAGAAGAAAAACUAGGGUUGAAAGAAGAGAAACUUGGUGUUACUAGGCACGUACUGAGUGAGUAUGGGAAUUUAGCAAGUUCUUGUGUAUUAUUUGUACUUGAUGAGAUGAGGAAGAGAUCUGUCAAGGAAGGAAAGGCCACUACUGGGGAGGGAUUGAAGCUUGGUGUUCUAAUUGGGUUGGGACCUGGUCUAACCCCGGAGGCUAUAGUAUUGCAGAGUGUCCCUGUUGUUAUCACUGAGUAA